AUGGACGUGGUACCGAAUCCACCGCCAGCCGACCAAUCUGUGCGCCAAUCCGCGAAACGCACUGUUGAGUUAUUCGGAUCCGACUACCUAAUGGCGACGCCCUCGACAUUUGGGGAUGGUUCAAUAGGUCUCUCGUACCGACGGAAAGCCGAGUAUGAAGACGUGAAAGAACUCCCCAAAUCACUUGCCGAGAAGCAAGCGAAAGCAGCUGCGGCGCGUACGAAACGUCCGAAAAUAUCAAGUCAGGGUCAGGACAGGCAAGGUGGCAGCUCACAGGCUCUCGUCAAAUCGACCGCGGCCGGCCCAUCUUCCGCUGAAAGUCAAAGCAAAAGCCUUAUUGCGCGCCCGUCGGCGACACCACAACAACGACCUGACUGGCAUCCCCCUUGGAAGCUUAUGAGAGUGAUUUCCGGCCAUCUCGGUUGGGUACGAGCCUUGGCCGUAGAGCCUAAUAACGAAUGGUUCGCUAGUGGUGCAGGUGAUCGGACUAUCAAAAUCUGGAAUUUGGCGACAGGAUCGCUUCGUCUCACAUUGACUGGCCAUAUAUCGACUGUGCGUGGUCUUGCGGUGUCACCUCGUCAUCCAUAUCUUUUCUCUUGCGGUGAGGACAAGAUGGUCAAAUGCUGGGAUCUGGAAGCGAAUAAAGUUAUUCGACACUACCACGGCCAUUUAAGUGGCGUCUACACUCUUGCUCUACACCCGAAACUCGAUGUUCUUGUUACAGGAGGUCGUGAUGGCGUUGCAAGAGGUACUGUCGCCGAUGUCAAGUGCCAGGAAGCCGAUCCUCAGAUCAUCACCGGUUCUCUAGACUCAACAGUUCGUCUUUGGGAUCUUGCGGCAGGCAAGACCAUGGGGGUGUUGACACAUCACAAAAAGGGUGUACGAAGUCUUGCUAUACAUCCCAAGGAAUUCACAUUCGCAAGUGCUAGCACCGGCAGCAUCAAACAAUGGAAAUGUCCCGAAGGCGCCUUUAUGCAGAACUUUGAAGGCCAGAAUGCAGUCAUCAACUCAAUCGCUGUCAAUGAGGAUAAUGUUCUCUUCUCCGGCGGAGACAACGGAUCCAUGUCCUUCUGGGACUGGAAGACAGGUCAUCGGUUCCAAUCUCUUGAUACUACAGCACAGCCUGGAUCCUUGGACGCCGAAGCUGGCAUUAUGUCGGCGACGUUCGAUCGUACGGGUCUCCGAUUGAUUGUCGGUGAAGCAGAUAAGACGAUCAAGGUGUGGAAACCGGAUGACGAAGCUACUCCAGAAUCACAUCCUUUGGACUGGAAACCGACUCUGGGUCGACAAAGAUAUUAG
Molecule: messenger RNA, 1299 nt
Organism: Talaromyces stipitatus ATCC 10500
Lineage: Eukaryota; Fungi; Ascomycota; Eurotiomycetes; Eurotiales; Trichocomaceae
Product: mRNA splicing protein (Prp5), putative
Exons: 2
Coding region: 1-1299 (432 amino acids)
Biological process (GO): mRNA splicing, via spliceosome
Cellular component (GO): catalytic step 2 spliceosome; Prp19 complex; precatalytic spliceosome
Molecular function (GO): protein binding
Source: RefSeq, a predicted model, not a curated record